This is a messenger RNA of Perkinsus marinus ATCC 50983, 777 nucleotides long. RefSeq lists its product as hypothetical. The record is from RefSeq and is a predicted model, not a curated record. Lineage: Eukaryota; Perkinsozoa; Perkinsida; Perkinsidae. Gene Ontology annotation, cellular component: EMC complex. The coding region runs from base 1 to 777 and encodes 258 amino acids. Gene Ontology annotation, molecular function: protein binding. The transcript is spliced from 6 exons. Gene Ontology annotation, biological process: protein folding in endoplasmic reticulum.
AUGACUGACGUCGCUGCAGUGCCGAUCUCAGAGCUCCUACACGAUGCUGAGAAAGGAGGCUGUCACGCUGGCAUCACAUAUUUGCAGCAGAUGAGACUUAGGAAAAUGGUGCUCGAACAAGUACUGCUAGCCUCCUUACAAGCUGGUGCUGACGACUGGAGUGCUUACUGUUUGAAAGCCCUCAAGAAAAGGUUCCCGAAAUCCCACAGAGUUCAGCGUUUGGUCGGCCAGUGCAGCGAGGCACGCGGAGAUUAUGACGCUGCUCUAACGGAAUAUGAGACUAUCAUGGAGAAUGCUAGCGAUGAUAUGGCUACUGAGAAACGCAAGUUGGCGGCUAAGUUGGGAGAAAUCGGGUCUAACACAGCGGCUGGUGUCGAGGCUCUGUCGAACGAUGUGUCCAACUUCCAGACUGAUCCUGAGUUCUGGCAACAGAUGGCGAUGGCGUACGCUGGGCAGGGCCAGGCCCGGCAAGCUGCCUAUUGCUUUGAGGAGGUGCUCUUGGCCAUGCCUCACAGCAUCUACAACAUUCUCACUUAUGCAGAGCUUCUGGCUAGCGCGGGACAAAUCGAUGAUGCUCGGAAGUACUACUGCUUGGCCCUGGAGCACGAUGAGAAGCAUGUGAGAGCGUUGUGGGGUUUGCUGUCUACCAUACCACCUAAGGUCGACAACAAGACUGAGGCCAAGCUCCGUAACCUCACUGUGGGCCGUCUGAGAGCUAUUUACAAGGAGCAACCGGCGAACUCUACCAGAACUGCUAUGCUAGAGCUCCUGGCGUAG